AUAUUCUCACAGAAGCACUGUUACAGAGUGUACAUAUUGGUCCCAGUUUGUAGUCAUAAUCUAUACGACGAGUUCUCCCACUGCGGGGGCUGCUGCGGCUUUCGUGUUUGCUCUGUACGAUUUACUCAACGGGCGGGCGUCUAAGCAUCCCGGACGAGCUCGAAUUUGCGAUGCCCAAACAGUGAGGUUACGGUGGGAUCGCAUUUGGUCACCUUGCACGGUAGCAUGGCUCCAGCCCGAAGGGACUGCAGCGGCUGGGAGAUGUUCCUCCCGACGGGAUGCCUGCUCCUCUCUGUUUUGCUAUUUCACCCUGCCCUGGCCAAGGUGUGUAACGACCGCACCAAACACGGACAGGACAACAGCUGGUUCGCCAGGGACGGGGAAAACUUGCCCAUUAUGGUUCUUAUGCCCAUGAACGAGUCGGCCCUGAUGAGCAGCAUCAGCCAGGGGAUCGAGCCGGCGGUCCAACUGGCCAUCCAGCACAUUCGGGAGUCCAGGAAGUACUCGUUCUCCCUCAUCACCAAAAUCUAUGACACCGAGUGUGACAACGCCAAAGGGCUCAGGGCCUUCUUUGAUGCCAUAUGCUACGGUCCCAAACACCUGAUGAUCUUCGGUGGUGUCUGCCCCUCUGUGACCUCCAUCAUCGCAGAGUCCCUGGAGGGCUGGAAUCUGGUGCAGCUGUCCUUUGCAGCAACAACUCCAGUUCUGGCAGACAAGAAAAAGUACCCCAACUUCUUCCGCACCGUCCCAUCAGACAACGCUGUGAACCCGGCAGUCGUGAAGUUUCUCAACUUCUACAACUGGACCCGUGUGGGGACCCUCACACAGGAUGUGCAGAGGUUCUCAGAGGUAAGGAAUGAUCUAACUAAUGAGCUGGAGAAAGCAGACAUUCAGAUUGCAGACACAGAAAGUUUUUCGAACGAUCCUUGUGUCAAUGUCAAGAAGCUCAAGGACAAUGAUGUUAGAAUCAUUAUCGGCCAGUUUGACGAGAACCUGGCAUCCAAAGUCUUCUGCUGCGCAUAUAAUAUUAACAUGUUUGGUAGUAAAUACCAGUGGAUUAUCCCCGGCUGGUACCAAGGCAACUGGUGGGAGCAGGCCAACAGCACCAACUGCACCACUAAGAAGCUGCUCACAGCCAUGGAGGGAUACAUCAGUGUGGACUUUGAGCCACUCAGCGCUCGCCAGGUCAAGGGCAUCUCUGGCAGGACCCCGAAGGACUACGAGAGAGAGUACAGCCGAGAGCUUCAGCAGAAAGGCGUGGAGGCCAGCAAGUUUCAUGGCUUUGCCUACGAUGGGAUCUGGGUCAUCGCUAAGACCUUGACUCGAGUUAUGGAACUUCUCCGGGUAAAACAACGAAAGAACAUCUUCCAUAACUUCACUGUGGAUGACCGCGAAGUGGGGAAAAUGGUGCUGGACGUCAUGAAUGAGACCAACUUUUUUGGUGUUACAGGCCAAGUCAUGUUUCGGAACGGAGAGAGGAUGGGCACAAUCAAAUUUAACCAGUUUCAAGAGGGCCAGGAGAUGAAGGUGGGAGAGUACAAUGCAAUUGCUGAUGUCCUGGACCUCAUCAAUAACUCCAUAAGGUUCCAAGGUGUAGAGCCUCCCAAGGAUCGUACAUUUGUGCGGCUGCAGCGGCGCCACAUCAACGUACCCCUAUACAGCAUCAUGUCCACCCUCACUAUACUGGGCAUGCUCAUGGGAGGGGCCUUCCUGUUCUUCAACAUUAAGAACCGCAACCACAGACUAAUCAAGAUGUCCAGUCCCUACAUGAACAACCUGAUCAUCCUAGGAGGCAUGCUCUCCUACGCCUCUAUCUUCCUGUUUGGCCUCGAUGGAGGUUUCGUCUCUGACAAAGAGUUUGAGACCCUCUGCACUGUUCGGACAUGGAUCCUCAUUGUUGGAUACACAACAGCUUUUGGUGCUAUGUUUGCCAAGACCUGGAGGGUGCACGCCAUCUUCAAGAAUGCGAAGAUGAAGAAGAAGAUCAUAAAGGACCAGAAGUUGUUGAUCAUCGUUGGCGGGAUGCUGCUAAUCGACUUAUGCAUCCUCAUUUGCUGGCAGAUUGUGGACCCGCUUAAGAGGACAGUGGAAGAAUACAGCUUGGAGGCGGACCCCCAAGGCCGAGACAUAGCCAUCCGUCCCUUCUUGGAGCACUGUGAGAACACCCACAUGACCAUUUGGCUGGGCAUCGUUUACGCCUACAAGGGACUGCUGAUGUUAUUUGGCUGUUUCUUGGCAUGGGAGACGAGGAACGUGAGCAUCCCGGCUCUCAAUGACAGCAAAUACAUUGGCAUGAGUGUUUACAACGUGGGCAUCAUGUGCAUCAUCGGUGCUGCAGUGUCUUUUCUCACAAGGGACCAGCCCAACGUCCAGUUCUGCAUUGUGGCGCUCGUGAUCAUCUUUUGCAGCACCAUCACGCUCUGUCUGGUCUUUGUUCCCAAGUUGAUCACCAUGAGGACCAACCCAGACGCAGCCACCCAGAACCGCAGGUUACAGUUCACCCAGAACCAGAAGAAGGAAGACUCCAAGACCUCCACCUCCGUCACCAGCGUCAACCAGGCCAACACGUCGCGACUGGACGGGCUGCAAACUGAUAACCACCGCCUCCGCAUGAAGAUAACAGAGCUGGACAAAGAGCUGGAAGAAGUGACCAUGCAGCUGCAGGACACCCCAGAGAAAACUCCCUACAUCAAACAGAACCAUUACCCGGAUGCCAACAACAUCCUCAGCAUACGCAACUUUACAGACGGUAAAGAUGGGGAGAAGUCGAUACUGAAGAAUCACCUGGAGCAGAAACCUCAGGCGCAGUGGGGCUCCAUGGAUCCUUCCAGAAUAAACAGAGGUCCCCUCGAGGAUAUAAACUCGCCCGAACACAUACAGCGCCGGCUGUCCUUGCAGCUUCCCAUCCUGCACCACGCAUACUUACCUUCCAUAGGAGGGGUUGAUGCCAGCUGCACCAGCCCCAACGGCAGCCCUGGUUCCAGCCCACGGCACAGACACAUGCCCCCCUCCUACCGGGUAAUGGUCUCUGGCCUGUGAGCUUCAUCCACUCCCCCACCUGGCUCUUUGCAGAAGAGACUUGUAUGGUUCUUUUUUUCUACAACUAAUAGACUGAUAUCGUCAGCGUAUGUGCGUAUUUUGUCUCGGAAACAAGGAGGACAAGGGGAGAAGAGGGGGACGGGGGCCGAGUAUCACUCUUUGUGCCUCUUCACCCCAGCCUCUCUUGAGAACUGAAACCCUCCGUCAGGAAGGGGUGAGAGGAGACAGAGUGGGCACCGAUGGACUCUUACAAACUCCCAUGAUUCACAGCAAUGUCCCGUCGUUCGUCCGCUCCCCUUGCCCAGGCAAAUACACAUAUGCACAGUCAAACAAACAAAAACACACUCAAAUACACACACAACCACAGACACACUGACACCCCAAUAGCAGAGCAGCGGUGGACCGGCCCUGAGUUGGCGUGUAGCCUGAUCUGCUUGAGAGGGGAUGGUCUGUUUCUGUUCCUUAUCUACAUGUGAGCUCGUCAUCUAACUUGAGUAUUUCACUGCUUCAGUGACUGGAUACAGUGUGGAGACAAAGGAUUUUACAAAACCCAACAAAGGAAAUCAUCCAAUAACCCCCCCCGCCCCCUUCCCGAUCUUGUGGAGACAUGUAUAUAUAAUCAUUUCUGACUUUGAUGUACUGUAAGCUUUGUAUAUGCUGUGAAUGGACAAUUAAAGAGUUCUAAACGUAGAGCUGCAACAGAAGCAGGUGAUCAUGACAUGGAACCUUACGAAGGGUUAGCUGUGCGUAUGAAAGCGUUCUGAAUUGGUUUGUGUGUAAUUGAUGAUAAUUUAGCUUAUGGGCAGUAAAGUAAGAAACAUCAAAGCUUGUGAGUCACAGAACAUGAAAAGGCACCAGGGGCCCAUUCCUCUGACUCGGAGAAAGACGCAGAUGACUCUGUUUUUCCACUUUGCUAAAUUUGCACCAGUGGUUUCAUCAGAGAUUUCUCGUCAGACAUUGCAUAGGCCUUUCAUAUUUUACAACUUGCCUAAUAUGACCUCAGAAAGCAUGUUAUACAGAAUAUUGAUGUGCUGCCUUUUAACAGGCCUCCAAGGCUGCAUAUGUUAGAAAAUAGCGCUAAAAGGCACCGGAAGAGUGUUCGAUCGUUGUUAUUUAUGUGUGUUUUGUGCCAGGAAAUGCACACAAUCAGAUCAAAACUUAAGAGAGCACCUUGUGACUUCAGGUGCUCUUCAGACUCGGCAUUAGUGACAGCCUGGUCAUAUUGAUCCCCACAUAUUGGUCUCCAUAGACUGUUAAGAAGUCCAUCUGACAUCGCCCUCACAGCUUCGCGGCAAGGACCGGUGGCUUCAUGUCAAUUGCAAAAAGGGCACAAUCACUUAUUUGGAAGAAAUAACAUUCAAGAGGUGAUGUUGGAAAGGAUGUCUCCCAGUUCCACAGCUAGUUUGGAGUAAAUGGUUGACCUGAAUUUCCGUGAGCAUUUGUAAAGACAACGGAGACAUGGGAGCCGGGGGUAAUACGCCCCACACGGCUGUAACUUUCAGUUCCAAGACGGUGAUGACGCCACUGCUGAUCACAUUGAUGGAGCAUAAAGCACAGAAACGGGGCUUUCUGUCACUUUGAGUGUCGAGAAAAAUCACUUCACACUUAGCAACAGUGAACAUACCUCAGUUGCUAUGGAAAUGCAACUCAGUGCUGUUGAGCUGGGUCCAAGAAGGCUGCACUGAGUAAAACGGUCAUCGACACGCUGUCGUCCUUUUCUUUUUUGGUAAACUGUCCUCAUGCAGGAAAAACGCAAACCGACUCCAGACAAUAGAUGACUUCUUAUGGAGUGCAAGAUGCUUGUUCUUAGCAUAUGUUUCACCAUUUGUGUCUUGGUUUUUAGUUUUCAAGGCGUUUGUUAAACGCUGUGCCUGUUGUCUUAUAUUGUAGCCGGCAGGACCCACAGUACAUACAUGAGGUGAAUCUGGCGCUGACCCAGUAAACUACAACAUUGGCCACACAUUUGUAAAGUGUACAACAUGUCAUAGAUUUCUUUAAAUUCAAUUGCCUCAAUGCAUUGGACAGUGUGGGAGAACUGGGUGAAAGCUCCAUUUCAGCUGGAGUGGAUUUCCUCUGCAAGUUGACCUCUGAUCAUAAACACGGUCAUCAGUUGAGAGGCCGGUUAAGGACACAGGAUUGGAGUGGGAGACAAGUGGGGUCCACCUGCUAUCGGACAUAUCAGGGUGACUUCCCAGUGAGAGCUCCUCCCCUUCCAGUCCCAGCUGAGCACAGGAGCCGGGAAACCCUGAGCACAGACCUUCAGGAGUCAUGGCUUCUCCCACAUCUUUGCCAAGUAAAGCGUUGCGGUCACCGGACAAGCGCGUGAGAGACAUUAUCAGAGGGUUGGUUCUUCCUUCAGGUAAAGAAAACCAACUGCACAUUUUAUAUAUUACAUUAUAUGUGAUUGUGUACAAUUUGCUGAUGCCCCCAUGAUGGUGUCCAUGUAUGGAGUAUUUGGUAUUUGGCUUUCUCAAGACGGCAUGAAAUGAAAUGUAUAAUUCACAGAGUUACCUCUGUUUUUGCAACUGUCGUGACAAAAUCACUCUGUCGUGUCAUCUUCUCACCGAUAAUUUAGAUUUUUUUUUCUUUAAAAAAAAUCCUGGAUUGAAGUUAUUUUAACCUGUUGAUCAGCUCACACAUGUCAAUGCCAAGAUUCUCAGUGGACUCAACAUCAUCAUAUCGACACAUGCUACUGGUUUAGCAGUUAUUCACUGAGGGCAAUAAAGUGAAAGUAGCAGCAAACGAUCAAUCCUAAUAACCCACUGCUGGCAUUUACCAAAUUAGGAAUUAACUUGUUUUAGUUGAUCUAAAAAGCCAAAUGCAGAUCAUCAGGUCUCGUUUUUUUUAUUUUUUGUCAUGUAUUUGUUUACGUGCCCUGAUUUUUGUUUUGUUUAGAUUAAUUUAAUACUUUUUGGAUGAAGAAAUUGAUGAAACAUUUGUCAAAAUGCAAAUAAGGUAGGUCAAGGGCUCAUCAUUUCUUGCUCAUCUUUCUACCUUUUCAGUUUGCUGAUCAAGUGACAUAUGCGGAAAUAAUUAUAUCUUUGUAUGUGUCAUUAUCAGGGUUUCUAGAUAACACGAAACAAACAUGUCCAAAAAUAUAACAAUAUGACGUAUAUUUAUUGAAAAAACACAGCUCCGAACUGUUAUCGUUCUGUCAGUUUGAUGUGUGGUAUCACAUGGAGUUAAGUUCAAUUAAGAGGUUCAAUCAAGAGGGGCAAUAACUUGUUUUCUUAUUACAGAAAGAAUAUAAAUAUAUAUAUAUAUAUAUAUGUGUGUGUGUAUAUAUAUAUAUAUAUAUAUAUAUUUGUGUAUAUGUAAAAGAUCUUUACGUACAUUCUCAUUUUUACAUAGGAAAUAUUUCACUAAUAUGCCACAAGGAUACUUGUUUUUUUGUUUGUUUUUUUACAGUAUCUGUAACUAUGUUAUGUACAGAUGAGGUAUAGAUAUGAAAAAGUUGUAUGAAAAUAAGUAUCACACUUGGAUCACCUGAACAUUUUUUUGAGCCAUUAGUUGUUAUGGGGAGAUUUUAAUAACAUUCUUCUUUUAUUGUCUGAAUGUUAUGGACAGCCUUUUCUUUUCACAUCAUCGUUAAAUAAAGUGAGACUGAAAAUAAU
Molecule: messenger RNA, 6653 nt
Organism: Pseudoliparis swirei
Lineage: Eukaryota; Metazoa; Chordata; Actinopteri; Perciformes; Liparidae
Gene: gabbr2
Product: gamma-aminobutyric acid (GABA) B receptor, 2
Exons: 19
Coding region: 226-3039 (937 amino acids)
Biological process (GO): gamma-aminobutyric acid signaling pathway; G protein-coupled receptor signaling pathway
Cellular component (GO): G protein-coupled receptor heterodimeric complex; membrane
Molecular function (GO): G protein-coupled GABA receptor activity
Source: RefSeq, a predicted model, not a curated record